Molecule: messenger RNA, 3158 nt
Organism: Physella acuta
Lineage: Eukaryota; Metazoa; Mollusca; Gastropoda; Physidae
Product: coiled-coil domain-containing protein 134-like
Source: RefSeq, a predicted model, not a curated record
UUGUCUUUCUAGGUUACGACACGUAGAGAAAAUAUUAAUCGCAUGGUUGGCUUAUACUGAAGACUAGUGAAGACUGAUAGGGCGCAAUGCAGCAUUAAAAACCACUUACAUUUGGAGUUAGAUAGUUUCAAACUGGGGAAAAAUGAAGUUGUUUUUAUUAUUUAGUUUUGCAGUGUUACUAUUCUAUGUUCGAGGAUGUCCACAAUGUGGAGGAGAGGACCCGGCAGUUGUAGCCCAAAUGGAAAGUGAAAGUAGCGCUCCGCCAAAACCUCAAACUCAAGAAUCUACUUCGGACGAGCAGACACAGACUGACAAUAAAGAAGAGGAAUCGUCGACAGAAAAUGAGGAGCCCACACCACCACCAGUUGAAACUUCGCCACAAUUGGAAGAAUAUAAACGCCACUUCCUUUUACAUCGAACGAAACAACUGGAAGCAGCCAAGGGUAUAGCACAGUUUGAGAAUAAUGAGCAGAGAUACCAAUUAGUCAACAUGAUGCUUAAACAGUUAUUUAAGGUCCUUGCUGAAGCAAAGCAGAAUUUAACAUUACAUGGCUUUUUACCAGGGGAUCCAUUCCCAGAAGAUGAAAAUGUUAAAGAAGCCUUUUCUAAGGUGCUUGAAAACACAGCCAUGUUUGGUGAUCUUGUUCUUUUCAUGCCUGAAGUUGUCCAUAGCAUGUACGACAAAGAAAAGGAAUGGCAGGUGCUCCUGGCAUGGUGCUAUGGCUUCAGUACUCAGUCAGCUGUCUAUUCCGGACAGUUCAAGGCAAUCCUCAACAUGAUGGCGCAAGAAGCAAAUAUUAUUCCAAAGGAUAAAUUCUUUAUAAAUCCUUAUUUAGCAUUAACUAAGCUCCAAAACGAUCUCACAGAUAAAAUGAAAAAGAAACAAGAAAAAGAAAAGAAAGACGCAAUCAAACUAAAAAAGAAGAAGGAAAGAGGACCAAAAUUAAGAAAAACAGAACUUUAAGGUCCAUUAUAAAAUGAACAUUUGACUCUCUUUAUGAAAAAUUUUUUAAAAUCUCAAAAUAAAUGAUGAAAUUUUCUAUCAUAAAUUACUUUGACUUUACAGAAAGUCCUUAAUUGACUUAUUCUUUAUUACAAAAUAAGCAAGAAAAACCUCAAAUGUUUAAAAAUUUAUUUACACAUUUGUUUUCAUUUUAUGCAGAUACUUUUACCCCAAAAAUUUACUACUUCCUAUUUAUUUCAACAAAUCUGACAAACAUUGUAGAGCCUGUUCAUUACAAGUCUUGCUAUUUAGCUGGAAGUCACUCGGGAGUUCUUUAGACUUGAACCAUGUAAAAUCUUCUAUGGAAAAGUACUCAAUUUUUGUUUCAGUGUUUAGGAAGUAUUCUUGUCAUUUAAGAUCUUCUAAUGGAAAGUAUUCUGUUCCUUUUUCAAUGUUAUAUCAAAGACCAACAAUAAAUUUUAAAAGUUUUUUUUUGCUCUAUAAUUCAAUUGUAUCUUUUUAUUCAAAUAUGAAAAUCUCUUUAUACUUCUCCCCUUUACAAACUUUAAAUCAUUUUUUAUCAAGGUUCAAAAGUAUUAACAAAAUUAGCAGAGUUCAAAUAUAGAUUCGUUUGACUUUGUACCGAUGUCUUGGUUAAGAUAAAAUACGUCAUAAUAAAACGGUUUAAAUGAUCAAGAGAAUUUGAGAACAAUUUUAACAUUCAUUGAUGUAGAUUAAAAUUUUGCAUUCGUAAAAUAAUUAUUUAAAAAAAAAAACAUUUUAAAAAAAAGUUUAGAUUUAAAACAAACAAUCAAACAUUUUUUUCAAUUAGAAACUUAAAAAACAAUUGAAAUCCUUAGUUUCAAAAUUAGAAAAUGGUAAUUACUGUUUUAAUUUUAUUUAUACUUUUCCACACUGUAUUGUUUAAAAUACCUUGUACUUUUAUGUAAUCCACAAACCUUAUAUUACUUACCCGAACCUUUAACAUAUAAAUAUAAUUAAUCCAUACCUGGCAAAAGUUAAGUGGAAAAGACAGUUGAGAAUUUGAAUCACUAAACUAGUGUUACAGGGGAAUGUUUGGGUGAGAUAAACACAAAUAAACUUUACUUAACAAAUCUUUAUUUCCAUCAAAACAAAAGCACUACAUAAUUUCAAACUCAAAUUAUUAAUCCAAACAAAAUAUUUUACUGUUCCUGGAAGUUACUACUACAUUACUAGAAAAAAAAACAUUUAAAAUACAAUACAGGAGAAAAUAAUGGGUCAAAAUAUCAAAAGAUUGUACAUACAGAUAUUUACAUAUAGUAAAACUGAUAUAAAAGUAUAAGUUCUGAGGUGUUGUUUAUUGGUAUAAACAUGAGUAUAUCUGCCAUUAUAAUAUGAGUACAAUUUGCAAUGCAUGUAUAAUGUUGAUAAUUGUUCGGUUUUUAUUGUUGAUACAAAAGAGGGUAUGGUCUUAAAAUGUUUGCUGCAUUAAUUAUUAAACAUGCUAAUGCAUUAUGUGAAUUUAUAUUUAAAAAAAAUGCUGAUGUAUGGAAAAAAGUAUUUUGAAAGUUGCAAUGAAAAAAAAAUGCCUAUGCGUGUUAAUGAGAUAUAUAGUGAUAUUUUAAAUUGUAUCUUAAUGAAGGUGAAUUUGUAUUAGAAGUUGAAUUGUUUUGAAUCAAAAUUUUAUGUCAUUGUGAACUUUGUUAAAAGGUUCUUGUUAACUUCAGAAUGUAGAUAGAAGUUUAAAAUGUAAAUUUUUUUUUAUUUUUCAUAGAAAUGUUGGUACAAUUUUGAUUUAUUUAAAAAAAAAAACUUACUAAAGGCACAACAUAUUCCAUAUGAAUUUUAAAAUAAUAAAUUUUUGAAACCCUGUUUGUGGUCAGCUUCAUUUAUUAACAUAUUAAAAGCACAAAUUUUUAUUAUUAAUUAAUACACAUCCCUACAUUAUGGUUUAACUAUUUUUUCAAAAGUAAAUAAUAUUUAUUAAGUUUGAAUGUAGUUACUAAGUUUCAAAAUCUCACAGUAGCUUGAUUUAGUAUAAAGACAGUUAAGUUAAAUCAUUCUUGCUCUAGAUGGAAUUCUUUAAUUUAGAAAAUGCUGUGCCUUGUCAUAAGAUGUUUGCAUUUAUUUGUUAUAGGUCAUUGUUUCUAGCUGACCUGGCAAGGUACAUAAUGUUUCUUUUCCUUGUUUCCUUUUUGUUGCAUGUUGCCUAUGCAAAUAAAUGAUACAAAAU